This is a messenger RNA of Rotaria sordida, 1014 nucleotides long. The record is from the annotation of a GenBank genome assembly. Lineage: Eukaryota; Metazoa; Rotifera; Eurotatoria; Philodinida; Philodinidae.
AUGGAAUUAAGACAUCUUCAUUGUGCUAUUAUAACAAUUUUUCUGGUCAGUUUUCAAUAUGUUUAUAGUGGAUGUCCAUUGAUUUAUCAAAUGAUUGAUAAAUAUCACUCCUAUUGUGCUAAAAAAAUCUCUCUCUCUAGUUUACCGCCAACACUUACAGAAAUUGAAUUUAUCUUAAAAGUACAUAAUCAAGAACGAUUUGAUGUGAAUGCUCAACAGAUGCAAAAAAUGUAUUGGAAUGUUGAUUUAGCUGAAAUUGCUCAACGUUAUGCUGAUCAUUGUUAUUUUGAUCAUGAUAAAUCUAUUCAAAGACAAACACCUCGUAUUCCACUUUCAACUGGACAAAAUCUUGCUAUGGGUUAUAAAACUUGGACUUUAGCAAUACAAGGUUGGGCAAAUGAAAAAAAUGAUUUCGUCUAUGGUAGCGAUGUUCAACAUGGUGAUGUUGGACAUUACACACAAAUGGUGAAAGAUACAGCAGCACUUAUCGGAUGUGGUUUAGCUAUUUGUCCUAAGGGUAAACUUGAUCCACAUAACGAUUGGCCACAUUAUGUAUGCAAUUAUGUCACUGGACAAUUAGGUGAUAAUAAACCAUAUAUACCUGCUAGUUCUUCUGAAUCGAAUAAUGAACGAUUAUAUGAUUGUCAAGGUUUAGUAUGUCUUUAUAAUGGAAUUAUUGAUCUUAAUUCAUGUCAAUGUCAAUGUGAAUCGCAUACAUCAGGUAAACAAUGUGAAAUUCUUGAUUGUUCAUUAUUAUCUAAUGAUUGUAAAUAUGGAAAUGAUAAAUCAUUAUGUACAAAAUAUUCCAAUGUUCCUAAUGAAUGUCCUAAAUUUUGUGGUUUAUGUUCUCGAUAUGAUGAAAUGAAAAAAUAUUAUAAUUCACUCGAAAUAUUAUCAAAUAUUGGAAUUCAAAUGAUAAAAAGUACUCAAUCUAUUUUAUUAUUCAGAAAUAUUUCUUUUCAUAUAGUUUUUAUUCAAUUAAUCAUAGUACAUUUUGUACUGUCGGUUGAUUAA